This is a messenger RNA of Penicillium maclennaniae, 2964 nucleotides long. RefSeq names its product putative UDP-glucose,sterol transferase. Gene Ontology annotation, biological process: carbohydrate metabolic process. Gene Ontology annotation, molecular function: UDP-glycosyltransferase activity; hexosyltransferase activity. Lineage: Eukaryota; Fungi; Ascomycota; Eurotiomycetes; Eurotiales; Aspergillaceae. The transcript is spliced from 7 exons. The coding region runs from base 1 to 2964 and encodes 987 amino acids. The record is from RefSeq and is a predicted model, not a curated record.
AUGGCGCCAGCAGAUAGUGAAGCUGUAGAGCCACCCGCGAUACCACAUGGAGGCAUUCAGACAGAAGACUGGUCAGAGGCCCUCAGCUUGCCAUACUCCCACGACAGCGACCGAUUGGAAUUUAGUGGCGAUGGGCUGAACACCGGUGUUCGAGUACUAAGCGAUGGUCGAUUAGACAUCAGAAUCAACGAGCGUAAACCCAGCCUGGCUGGCAUUUUACACCACUUAGGCGCAACUCCGAUGCCGUCAGAGCUCUCACGAGUCAACUCAAGAGCGUCCAGAGCUUCCAGAACAAGCUCACGAAAAGGCGAGCGAAAAGCCCAUGUGAAGCAUUUCCCACUACAACUCAAUAUCGUGAUUCAAGUCAUCGGGUCGCGAGGUGAUAUACAGCCAUUUGUCGCACUCGGAAAGGAACUCAAGAAGCACGGACACCGUGUUCGACUAGCCACCCACUUAGCUUUCCGAGAAUUUGUGAACGAAGGGGGUCUCGAAUUUUUCAAUAUCGGCGGAGACCCCGCAGAGCUAAUGGCCUUCAUGGUAAAGAACCCCGGGCUUCUCCCAAGCCUUGCCACACUCCGAAGCGGCGCAAUUCAGAAGCGCCGAAGAGAGAUGAAGGAAAUCAUCGAGGGUUGCUGGAAAUCUUGUUAUGAGACUGGCGAUGGAACACACAUGCACCAGAUCAAGGAUGAUCCUUUCAGUGAAGAAGUCGAUUAUCGAAGGCGCCCCUUUGUUGCGGAUGUCAUUAUCGCUAAUCCGCCUAGUCUGGCUCACAUCCAUUGUGCGCAGCGAUUGGGAAUACCUUUGCAUAUUAUGUUUACGAUGCCAUGGUCGCCGACCCAGUCUUUUCCACAUCCGUUGGCUAUCCUUCAUCCAAAGGAUUGUCAACCAACAGUCGCGAACUUUGUCUCUUACGCUAUCGUCGACAUGAUGGUAUGGGAAGGUCUGGGCGAUCUCGUGAACAAGUUCCGCAAGAACGUAUUAGCCCUCGACCCGUUGGAUAGCAUUACCGCUCCAAGUUUAAUACACCGGUUGCAAAUCCCAUGUUCCUAUCUCUGGUCACCCGCUGUUCUUCCCAAGCCAGUGGAUUGGGGCGACAAUAUUGACAUCUGUGGAUUCAGCUUCCUCCCGGCAAAUCCAGACUAUACACCUCCGAAUGAGAUCAAAGAAUUCUUGGAAGCAGGACCGACACCUAUCUAUGUCGGAUUCGGCUCCAUUGUUGUCGACGACCAAGUCAAAUUGACCAAAAUUGUGUUUGAAGCAGUCAAGAAGUCCGGUCAACGCGCAAUCGUAUCAAAAGGCUGGGGUAAUUUGGGCGUGGACGAGGUCGACGUCCCAGAGAAUAUCUUACUUAUCGGAAGCUGCCCCCAUGAUUGGCUUUUCCAACAUGUCUCAUGUGUGGUCCAUCACGGUGGCGCCGGCACAACAGCAGCAGGCCUUGCGCUUGGAUGUCCAACCAUCAUCAUUCCGUUCUUUGGAGAUCAAGAAUUCUGGGGACAUAUUGUUGCGACAGCAGGUGCUGGUCCGGUCCCGAUUCCGCAUAAGCGACUCACCGUAGAAAAUCUUAGCAAUGCGAUAGAGAUGGCAUUAAAAGAUUCUACAAAGGAAAAGGCACAAGCGAUCGCGAAGAAAAUGAAAGAUGAGUCUGGAGUAAAGGAAGGAGUUUGCAGCUUCCAUCGCCAACUCAAUCUCCGACCCUUGCGAUGCGCGGUGUGCCCUUCGCGCCCUGCUGUCUGGCAUCUCAAACAUACCGAAGUCGGUCUGAGCGCGUUCGCAGCAUCGACAUUGGUUGAAAUGGGCAAACUGGAUCCUGAAAGUCUCGUGUUAAACCGUCCUAUGGAAUAUGACACAUAUCGCGACCCUGCUGGGCCGAUCAGUGCCAGCGCCCAGGUGUUGUUCGGCGCCAUUGCUAAUUUUGUCAUUGGAAUCGCCGAUGUCCCCGCGGAAAUGGUCAACGACCUAGUUUCAGCUGGGAAGCACCUAAGUCAUAAUCACCAAACUCAUCACGAAGACGCUCACCGCAAAUGGCAUAUGCACAAGACGCAUAACGAAGACGAACUUGCCAGCGAGAAUGACUCACAGGAGCAGGCGGAUCAGCAGAAGGGUAGAAAGUCAGAUGAAAGUCCGAAUCACUCUCACAGCGACUCAUCCCAUGACUCUUUCGCUCAACCUGCAAAUGCAGGGACUCGCUCGAGCGAGCCUAUGGGUGACGAAGAGACAGGAAGCGAUGACAGUGUCUCGAACUCGAGUGACAUUCCUCCAGAUGCUGGUAUCGAUCGAGUACGCAGUCUGCAAUUGGAAAAGACUCAAACGAUGAGCAGUGAAAUGGCUCCCUCCAAGCAUCAUGGUUUCCUCAAUGAAGUGAGGUUGCACGGCGCGAAAAUGGGGAAGAGGUUUGUCAAUUUCGUGAUUUGGAUUCCGACAGAUCUUUCCCUCAGUAUGUCCAAGGGCUUUCACAAUGCACCCAAGCUAUACCAUGACUACACGGUUAAGCCAACUCCAAAGGUUCAUGGUAUAAGAAGUGGCUUUAGGGCUGCUGGCCAGGAACUUCGGGAUGGAUUCUAUUAUGGUGUUACCGGCCUGGUUACUCAGCCUCGACAUGGAUACCAGGAAAAAGGUGCGAAGGGAAUGAUGAAAGGGUUAGGCAAAGGUCUUGGUGGAGUGUUCCUCAAGCCACCAGCGGGUCUCUGGGGACUCGCUGGAUAUCCUUUGACUGGAGUUCGCCGCAACCUCUUAGACUCAUUGGGCAGGACCCAAGAAGGCCAAAUUGUGGCGUCACGCAUUGCCCAAGGACACGAAGAGAUGCGGAAGUCGUCCACCGAGGACAGAAUGGAGGUGGCCAGAAAGUGGGCCUUAGUGGAAGAGAAGCUUCACGACACGAAUCGGCGCUGUCGUCGCUCCCAGUCACACUCGUCAGCGCACCCCCACGCACUUACAUACACUGCUUCAUGUGGCAUGGCCGCCUGA